Molecule: messenger RNA, 973 nt
Organism: Perca fluviatilis (European perch)
Lineage: Eukaryota; Metazoa; Chordata; Actinopteri; Perciformes; Percidae
Product: galactose-specific lectin nattectin-like
Exons: 5
Coding region: 16-516 (166 amino acids)
Molecular function (GO): signaling receptor activity
Source: RefSeq, a predicted model, not a curated record
UUCCUUGUCUGACGUAUGUUGACUUUGUUUAACUUCUUUCCACAGAUGACGUCAGUCUUUCCGUUUGCUUUGUUGCUCUGUUUGUCCAGCGGACUGUUGACUGCAUAUGGUGAACCUUGCUGCCCUCCUGGUUGGACUCAGUUUGGCUCUCGCUGUUUCGCUUUCUACAUCCAGACAAAGACCUGGUCUGAUGCAGAGGCCUUCUGCAUCUCCGCUGGUGGGAAUCUGGCUUCCAUCCACUCAGAUAAAGAACAUGGAUUCAUCAAAGACUUCAUUUUCCAAGUGACCGGUGCACAGACAACUGCCUGGAUCGGAGGCACCGACGCAGUGAAGCCGUUGACGUGGUUCUGGUCUGAUGGAUCCAAAUUCGACUACGCAAGCUGGAAUGCGGGGGAGCCUAACAACGCUGGUGGAAAUGAGUUCUGUCUUACCAUGAACUGGGGUGGAGCAAGCUGGAACGACUGGGCUUGUACCAACAAGGCUGCUUUCGUGUGCUCCAAGAACCUGUGUGUGUAACUCUACCACACCAUCAUGAUGCCUCUACAGCUCAUCUAUAAUCUCUAUCAUUGAUUCACUUUCAGUUUGUUCAGCAGACAGAAACAGCUCUCUGCUGACAGAUGACUCACUUUCACUUGUUUAUAAUCUGAAGAGUUAGGGAACAGUUCACAUUUGGGUUUAAAAUUAGACAGAAACUGGCUCACUGAGUUGGACAAAACUAAUCAGUAAUUGGACUUUUAAUUCAUAGUAAAUAACACAAAACGAAAUACAGAAAACAUUUGAAUAGUCACACAUCUUUUACAUUUUAGCGUACGGUAAAUAUGAAGUUUCGUCAAGCAGACAUUAGCUUAGCUUAGCAUAAAGAUUGGAAACAGGGGAAACAGCUAGCCUAGCUUAGAAUAAAGACUGGAAACAGCUAGAAUGACUCUGUCCAAAGGUAAACCUACCAGACAUGAGUGGUGAUGAUCUUUUCAUC